Molecule: messenger RNA, 972 nt
Organism: Calidris pugnax (ruff)
Lineage: Eukaryota; Metazoa; Chordata; Aves; Charadriiformes; Scolopacidae
Product: histone-lysine N-methyltransferase 2B-like
Exons: 3
Biological process (GO): positive regulation of DNA-templated transcription
Cellular component (GO): histone methyltransferase complex
Molecular function (GO): protein binding; histone H3K4 methyltransferase activity
Source: RefSeq, a predicted model, not a curated record
CUCGGCCAUCCACGGGCGGGGCCUGUUCUGCAAACGCAACAUCGAGGCCGGGGAGAUGGUCAUCGAGUACUCGGGGAUCGUGGUCCGCUCCGUCCUCACCGACAAGAGGGAGAAGUUCUACGACAGCAAGGUGGGGGGGGGACACCUCGGGGACAACCCGGGGGGCCCUCGGGGACACGUUGGGGUCACCCCCCGUGGCCCCUGGGGACGUGGAGACCCCAUGGGGGUCACCCUGACACCCCAACACCCUGUCACUGUGUCACCUGUCACCCUGUCACCCUCGGCCAUCCACGGGCGGGGCCUGUUCUGCAAACGCAACAUCGAGGCCGGGGAGAUGGUCAUCGAGUACUCGGGGAUCGUGGUCCGCUCCGUCCUCACCGACAAGAGGGAGAAGUUCUACGACAGCAAGGGCAUCGGCUGCUACAUGUUCCGCAUCGACGAGGCGGAGGUGGUGGACGCCACCAUGCACGGCAGCGCCGCCCGCUUCAUCAACCACUCCUGCGAGCCCAACUGCUACUCCCGCGUCAUCCACGUGGAAGGCCACAAGCGCAUCGUCAUCUUCGCCCUGCGCCGCAUCCUGCGGGGGGAGGAGCUCACCUACGACUACAAGUUCCCCAUCGAGGAACCCGCCGCCAAACUGCCCUGCAACUGCGGGGCCAAGCGCUGCCGACGCUUCCUCAACUAGAGUGGAGGGGCACCCAUGGGUGCUCUGGACUCUUGGGUUGGGGGGUAGGAGGGGGUAAGAGGGGGUUUGGAGGUAGUUGUGGAGCCCUAGAGAUGUCUACACCCAACUGGAAGACAGCAGGACUCAAGGGGAGGUGGUGGGGAGGAGAUACGGAAGCCCUUGAGAUGCCUUCAUCCAACUGGGAGGACCCCUGGGUGCUCUGGAGCCCUGGGUGGGGGGGUUGGAGGUAGUUAUGGAGCCCUGGAGAUGCCUCCACUCAACUGGAAGACACCAGGACUCAAGGGGAG